This is a messenger RNA of Carya illinoinensis, 1771 nucleotides long. Its product is annotated as NAC domain-containing protein 76-like. Lineage: Eukaryota; Viridiplantae; Streptophyta; Magnoliopsida; Fagales; Juglandaceae. The transcript has 4 exons. Bases 569 to 1588 code for a protein of 339 amino acids. Gene Ontology annotation, biological process: regulation of DNA-templated transcription. The record is from RefSeq and is a predicted model, not a curated record. Gene Ontology annotation, molecular function: DNA binding.
UUUUAUUCUUUCUGAUUCGUUUUUCCAUCCUUUUCUCAUUUCUUCCCAUGUGAAGUUUCAGGCUUUUUCUUGGUUAUAACAACCUGAUAAGAUCUAACAGUAGUUUUUCCGAAGAGCUAGCUGCAUGCAAAGGAACAUGAGAAGAACAAAGAUAGUUGCGAAUUUUCCUCCAUCUCUCCUUUUUCUCCUUUUGUUUCAUUUUUAUUUUUAUUUUCCCUUUCAACCCUUCCUUUAUUGGUUGAAUCUCUCUUCUAUAUUCAACAUAUUAUAUGGAGGUUGGCUGUCUAAACCGAACUUCAGAUCAUUUUUUCCUUUUCCUUCGUUAGGGCGUGGAGACCUGGAGGGUUUAAUUAGUUCAUCCCUUUUGUGGAAUACAGCAAACCUUGCUUAUCGAACCGCUCUUCCUUUCUCGUACCUCGUAUAAAGGGAGGAGUACUAUGAAGGAGAUCCAUCCACGUCCAGAAGACUAUCUUCCUGAAUUAAAAUAAGCGCCCUGGCCUCUGGCUGUUGAGAUUUUCCUAGUUUAGAGUUCUCUAUCAUUAAGGGGUCAUAAUCUAGUCAAUACGCAAUGAUGCCAGGAAAUGGACAUAAAUUGACGGUUCCUCCAGGUUUUCGAUUCCACCCAACAGAUGAGGAGCUCCUCUACUAUUAUCUAAGGAAGAAAGUCUCCUAUGAAGCCAUGGAUCUUGAUGUUAUCAGGGAGGUGGAUCUCAACAAACUUGAGCCUUGGGACCUCAAAGAGAGAUGUAGAAUUGGAUCGGGGCCUCAGAACGAGUGGUAUUUCUUCAGCCACAAGGACAAGAAAUAUCCAACUGGAACUCGAACAAAUCGAGCAACCAUAGCUGGUUUUUGGAAAGCAACGGGUAGGGACAAGGCCAUCCACCUCAGCAAUAAUAAUAAUAAUAAUAAUAAUGCCACAAGGAUUGGGAUGAGGAAAACCCUUGUGUUCUACACAGGUCGGGCUCCUCAUGGCCGAAAGACCGACUGGAUUAUGCAUGAAUACCGCCUCGAUGAUGAUCACACUGCCGAGGUUCAGCAGGAAGAUGGCUGGGUUGUCUGCCGGAUUUUUGAGAAAAAGAAUAAUAUUAAUCGAGGUUUUCAGCCAGAUCAUGGUGCUCAAGAAAAAAACUUCACUACUAGUCAUAUGAAUGCAAGUACUAGUUCAGCUCAAGUAGUCAUAGAGCCAAAACAAAACCAUCUACAAGAACUGUACGAUUAUACACUUGAUAAUCAUGGCCCCAUGGCGCAUCUCCCACCGUUGAUCAGUCCAGAGUCAGCUAUAAAUGCCCCAUUUUUUAUGUCACCUGCUGGCUCUUUGAGCAGUACCAUGCAGGAAGUUGAGUGUUCUCAAAACUGUUUAAGGCUAACAGCAGCUAGUUGUGGACUCAUGCAACAGGAGAGGUUUAAUAAUGGUGACUGGUCGCUCUUGGACAAGCUCCUAAUUGCGUCUAAUCAGAGCCUCGAUCAAAGCAAAUUCAACCCUUCAUCUGAUCAAUUAGUUACUCAUGAGUACAUGGGCACCUCAACUCAGAAAUUCCCAUUUCAAUACCUUGGCUGUGACACAGACAUUUUGAAAUAUUCCAAGUAAAACUCAAUAGUUUUCUAUCUCAUAUUGCUGUGUGGCAGACAAAGCAUGAUUUUAAUUUUUUAGUAGCACGACCGAUAUUCCUAGAGCUAUUUGAUCAUUGCAGUUGAGAUUCUUAUCUCUUUUCAUUUAAGAGCUUGUAACUUUUGAUCAUGGAAAUGUAUAUAAGUUCAAACUUACUGUUAA